UUUACAGCUGUUUUCUGUUUUGGUCGUUUUGCUUUCUGUUUCUUCUGGCUUUUUUUUGAUUCUGAUUUUGUGUGAAAGUAAUGAUUUAGUAAUUUAUCACAAUGUCAGCUCCUCAGUGUUUCAUCAUGAAUCAUAACAGAAUAGUGUCACAAAACCCCUGCAGUGGAAUCAAUCCAAGUAACGAUGCUAAACCACCAAUUACAAAAGAAAAGGUAAUGUCUUAUGAGGAAAAAUCCGUUGGUUCAACAGCAUUUUUCAAAUGUGAAGCUUGUCCGUACAUGGCUCUGGCUGAAGAUGACAUAAAGUUUCAUCUGUUCACGGAGCACCCUGAUCUGGCGAAGACCAACGGUCUCGCAGACAACAUACAGAUUCCUUGUCCCGGAUGCACAAAUGUCUUUGAUGCAGAGGAAACACUACGCACUCAUCUUCGAAAUCAUCAUAAAAUGGGCAUAAAAGAUGUAAAGAAAAUGGUAAAAAGUCUAGUCCAGAUAGCUCUAAAAAAUGCUAAAUUAAAAAAGGAAGAUCAAACUCAAGAUCAAGCUCCACCUCCAAUACCUAACAGGCAGGAUGCACCUGAUGUAAAAAUGCCAGAAGUCAUUGAAAUUGUUCCAGAUGUUUCAAAUGCCAGCCAUGAAUCAUUCCCUAAAGGAGUUGCUUUUAUAUCAGUUGAUGAGCUGCACAAAAUGAGCACUCCAAACUUUGAAAAAGUUGAUCCAAAAGAAAUUAUACAAGAGGCCAGCAUCAACAUUGUUUAUACUAAUGAUAUUUCAACACAAUAUGUAAAGGUUUCUGAUGCAUCCACCUCAAAUUCAGCUUGCAACAUAAUGCAGAUGUCCAGUGUACCUCCAGACUUGAUUUCAUCCAUACAACCCAGGGCUACCCCCACCACAGACAGCACCAUGGCAGCACAACAAACACUACCCAGUGACCCCAACACACAAAUGCCUAAGCAAGGCCGGCCAAGAAUUGCAAAGAAAGAUCCUAGUACAAAAGAAAUACAUUUAGAAGAGAAGCUUGGUAAGCUAUGUUCAUUUGUUGGUUGCACAAUGCGACUGAAAGACCCUGAGAAACUAGUUUAUCACAGGAAAUGUCACCAGAAUGGUAACUUGCAGUGUCCGGAGUGUAACCAGCUGUUUGUGAGCCUUGACCAGCUCCACACUCACCUAUGGAAGGUUCACUUUAUAGACCUGGAGCUUCCGACAUGUGAUAUUUGUGGAUACAAGACCUUCAAGAACCGACUUUACAACAUUCACAUGCAGUGCCAUGGCGUUGAAACUCCAUAUUCUUGUUCUACCUGUUCAAAGUCGUUUAAAACUGCCAAGCAACUGUCAAAGCAUCGCAUGAUGCACAAGAAGAGUUCAGAGCCUAUACAGUGUCCGACUUGUCAGCAAGAGUUCAACACGGAGCGGAGGCUGCGGUGCCACGUCCAGCAGGUGCACGAGAAGGUGAGGCCGUUCAAGUGCGGCCACUGUGACUACACCGCGGCCAGGAAAGAGGAACUCAAGCUGCACUUGAGGUCUCAUACAGGCGACAAGCCGUACAGCUGCGAGCACUGCAGCUACCGCUCCGGCGACCACAACGCGAUGCGCCGGCACAAGAAGACGCACUCCAAGGAGAGCCUCUACCGGUGCAAGCACUGCCCCUACUCCGCCAUCCAGUCCACCACCUUCGCGUCGCACAUGAUCUCCAAGCACCCGCACGUCACGUCCAGCGACGUGCACCGCUGCCCCUACUGCCCGUUCAAGACCGUCAAGAAGGAGAAAUAUGUCGUCCACCUCACCAGCCAUCCCGACAAGGAGGGGGUUAAACUACUCAUUGAAAUGUCAAAAGGAGUUAGUAAGCCUAGUUGGACCAUCCCCAGCGAAAACACCGAAGCUGUUGCUGCUGAUAGUGUUGUUAGUGAUGCCAGUGAAGGCACGAAAAAGGCAGUCAAUGAUAUUCCUAUUGAGGUUUACGACUGUGACAGUCAGCAGGAUGGCUUGACACAGAAGUAUCCGAAAAGUUACUCAACGCACGCAGCGAAUGAUAAUCAAAACGUCGAGUUUAGUAACACAGUUGUGACUGACUCGAACAAGCAGGAUGAUAACAACUCGGAUUGCCUGAUCGAGAGCUCGUGUGACUAUGCGGCGCCACACUGCCUGCAACCGCCCUACGAGCCGCCCCCCGACCUGCGCUUCCUCACCACCGCCGUGUCCCUCGAGCAGAACAUCCUGCAGAGCGCCCCCCCGCGCCCCGCGCCCCUCGCCCCCGGCCCCGCGCGCCCCGGCAUCAUGACCAACUUCCCCAUCCGCCUGCCGCCCCUCCCACCAAUGUCCGUGAGAAACCACAUCACGUUAAAACCGGUCGACAAAAUAUUCCCCAUGACCAAAGUUACCGGCCCCAUAAUUAAACCCACGCAGAUCCUACCGGUGCCCUCCUCCAGCAACUCUCCCGUCAGCAUGACCACCAGCGAGCCGGAGGGCGGGCCGCGGAAGAAGCCCAAGAUCUCCGUGAAGAGCAACAUGAUCCUGAAGGGGCCCGACUCGGCCAACAUGUUCCACUCGCAGCAGAAGAUGGCGUUCAAGAGGCUUGAAGACAACGAGCGGUUCGGCCUCGGGCCCGUCACGUUCAACAACCUGAUAACUACGCAGUUCAUGCAGCUGCCGCCGGAGCCCACGCUGAGUGAGUCCCCGAGCCUGGCGUACCAAGAGCCGCUACAGGCCACGCCGCCGGCUGACGCGGCUAUGGGCGACUCCGCGCAGCUGUUCACCUUCAGCCAGCAGCUGGCCGGGCCCGCUCUACUGCCGCCGCGGCCCAAGCUGCCGCCCACCGACCCCAGCUACAUCAAGCUCGAGGGCGCCAUCAAACAGAACACGCAAUCCCCUAGUUUAGAACGCAUGUGCAGCGCAAACAUUCAAAACAUUACCAGGGAGUACAAAGCGUCCCCGCCGCUGGAAGACAUCCAUAAGAACAUGAGCGAGAUUAAGAAUGAGGUGAAGUCGGACUACUACAGUAUACCCAUGAACACCGCAGCGACGAACCAACCGAUGAUGGACCAGUACCUCAUAGACAACAUCAUAGGGGAACAGUACGUGUCGGGACACUUGGAUCUGUCGAACAUUGCUCUGCCGUUAGUUGAGGAAGAUCAGCAGAAUGACGUCAUAGAAAUAGACGAUAACUCGGACGACACGAAACUGCUGCAGCGUUUCGAUAUGAAUUUUCCGAUGGAGUCGAUGUACUUGAUGCACAAUGAUUUUCACUUUCUUGACAAUGAUAUGCCGUCGAAUAAUGUGAGUGAAGCCCCAGUGAAUGAGAUGAACCGGAUGGUAGCUGAAGUGCCGAUAGUGAAUCAGAAGGAAGGCUGCUCAGAGGCCGCCGAGGCGGCCGGCAGUGACUUUCCCAACUUCAUUCAAGGGAAGAAAGACCCCAUGAUGAACACUUCCGUUCGACCUUCCACUAAUAAAAUUAAUGUGAAAAAUAUUGAAUUAAUGAAGAAUUAGUUAAUCAUUGUAAAUAUUUGUACAUAGCUAAUUAGAUGUUAUCUAGAAGUAAUUAUAAUCGAUGUUAUUAAUUAAAAAUGUAUUAAAAGACUGUUAAUGUUAGAAAUAUAUAAAUAUUUAA
Plutella xylostella (diamondback moth) is the source of this 3600-nucleotide messenger RNA. RefSeq lists its product as uncharacterized. The record is from RefSeq and is a predicted model, not a curated record. Lineage: Eukaryota; Metazoa; Arthropoda; Insecta; Lepidoptera; Plutellidae.